AUGCUGCCGUGGUUUCAGGUGUGGUGGCAGCGGUGGGGCCAUGUCAGUUCUGCUCAGGUGGAACUGCACAGACAGACGGACAGACGGCGCGGCGACCGGCUGGCGUCAGCGGCCGCACGCCUGUCACACACACCGCCGAGGAACGCACACACGCGCACAAUGAGUGCUCAGUCCCCCGCAUCACGCACCAUCGGCAGCAGCAAUGUCAAAUAUUCACGCGGGCGCGAGGGAGCGAGAGGUGAGGCUCAGGAGAAAGGGUUAAAAUGUCAAAAAGAGCAGUACUCACCGCGGGUGCUUUUCUUUGGGAGACACAGGAGUUUGUCAAGUUGUGAAGGGAGGACUCUGAAGUGA
This is a messenger RNA of Knipowitschia caucasica, 351 nucleotides long. The record is from the annotation of a GenBank genome assembly. NCBI's taxonomy places the organism in Eukaryota, Metazoa, Chordata, Actinopteri, Gobiiformes, Gobiidae.